AUGGCAUUGGAUCAACAGCGGAACUGGGACAUCUCAAUGGCGGAAAACCUCAAAAAGGUUGUUCGGAGCAGCCGCGAAAAGGAACUCCAGGACAAGACCAGAAAUACACAUACACAUCCCGCUCUGCCAGAGAAGGAAUGGGGACCGCCGAUACACCUGCCAGAUGAGAUUCUGGUACAAAUUCUCGACUAUGUCUCCACCUCGUACUACUCACAGACAACUCUGGCUUCAUGCUGUCGGUUGUCUCACCAAUGGUUCACCGCCGCAGUACCUUAUCUCUACCGCCAUCCGAUACUCUAUGGCAACAAAUUCGAUCCCUUCAUCAGAGCGAUAUGUCCAUCCAAAAACCUUCACGUCCGGAAAAGCCCUGUCGCUGCUCUUGUCAAGGYGCUAGAUAUGAGCGGCCUUGUCCAUCAGGGAUCAAAGAGUGUGACUGCGCGCCUGCUUAGUCGCACAAAGGACAACCUGGAAGAAUUCGUCGCUCCACAGGCGAGUUUCGGGUGGAUUUGCCUACCAUCCUUGGCCAAGGCUCCCAACUUGCGAAGGCUAGACUUGUCGUUGGUCUCGGAAUCUCCGCCUCUUCUAGAUCUAUUCAAGGCGUUAUCGCAUCUAAAUAAGCUCAAAACGCUUCGGCUACCACGGUCUGCAGGAUUCAGUGUCCAUGUUGAUUCGUCACAAGUGUCAUGGCCACCGAAUCUUGAACAUCUCUGCUUGAGUGGAGGCAUAGACAACCACUUCCUACAUGGUGUUGUAGAGUUGCCAACAUCUCUUCAAGGCCUCACCGUGGAACACUGUCCUAUGCUGCACGGCUCUGACAUCAUCCACUUUCUAAACAACGCCGUWCGUACUCUCCMCAACGUCGAAGUAUUGAAACUAGCCUCACUUCCUCGACUCACUGAGUCAUCGCUGGACUGCAUCUUGAGUAUCCUCCCCGGUCUCACGAAGCUCAGCAUCAGCGUCGACUACAUCACACCGACAUUCUUUGACUUGGCGAACAACCUCGAGUACAAAGAGUACUACGCUGGCAAUGUUGUUCCUCAAGUCGGAAUGACCCGGCAUGAAUGGCACGAUGGACAAUUCUCGCAGCUGCGAACGCUAGAACUGACCAAUUCUGGCAAUCCGGGCGUUGAAGACAAGAUCUCGCCUAUCGACAUACUCAUCGCGAUUGACGAGGGUCAAUUACCAAACCUGAGGCAGGUCAGAGUUGCGAAGAGUUUGCUGUGGCAUGCAGGAGGCACCGCGGCUGACUUGGAGGCGUUGUCUGAUUCGCUGAAGGAGUCUGCGACUGCGAAAAAUGUCGUGGAUCUGGCAGAUGUUGGGGUCUGGACAUUCGAUUGA
Messenger RNA from Ramularia collo-cygni, 1338 nucleotides. RefSeq lists its product as uncharacterized. Bases 1 to 1338 code for a protein of 445 amino acids. NCBI's taxonomy places the organism in Eukaryota, Fungi, Ascomycota, Dothideomycetes, Mycosphaerellales, Mycosphaerellaceae. The transcript has a single exon. Gene Ontology annotation, molecular function: protein binding. The record is from RefSeq and is a predicted model, not a curated record.